Molecule: messenger RNA, 2299 nt
Organism: Polyodon spathula (Mississippi paddlefish)
Lineage: Eukaryota; Metazoa; Chordata; Actinopteri; Acipenseriformes; Polyodontidae
Gene: wdr93
Product: WD repeat domain 93
Exons: 18
Coding region: 70-2175 (701 amino acids)
Biological process (GO): electron transport chain
Molecular function (GO): protein binding
Source: RefSeq, a predicted model, not a curated record
GUUGAUACCAUGGCAACGUGUCAACAACUGAGAAGCGAAGCUUUACCUGGCCUGUAAACUAGCUUCAGGAUGCCUGUGUACAUGAGAAAAAGCUUGCUGGAGAUUCCCUCCCCGUCCGAGGCGGCUUGCAGUGUGGACGAGGAGGAGGCAUUUUUGAAGGACCCUGAACAGAUUCAGGAUGAGCUGCCUCAGCCUUUUCGGAUGAUCAGCAAGGUGAUAAACACAUUGAUCGACGAUGCAUGGAGCACUAUCCAGAACAGAGCACAACUCAAGCGUGUAGAACAAACAAAGAAACAGUCACCAGUCUUAGAAGCAACUGUUGAAAUCCAGAUUUCUGGAAAGACCAACUGCCUGGUGAGCUCAGAUGAUGGUGAAUAUGUCUUUGCUGGGGUUUCUAAAGGACUUUGUGUAUUCAGUGCUUUAACUAACGUAGCUGUUUCAGCCUGGGAAGAGGAAGAUGUGGAGGUCACGUCUCUUUGUGUUACUUGUCUUGGUGGGCAAGUGUAUCUCAUUGCGACUGUGGAUGAUAUGGGUGUUGCACGUCUCUUAGUUUAUUUUUCUAAUUUCAUCACAUUAAUCAAAGUCAUCAAUGAACCUGAAGAUGUAAGUAGAAGAAACCUCUGUACCAAGUUUGAGCUGUCAAGAGGAGGGGAUUUUGCAGGUGUAAUGUUGGAAGGCAGUGGUGAGUCUUGGCUGGAGGUCCACCGGUUUCCCAAAGAUUCCUGGCUUCGAGAGCUUGAGCUCACUCAGACAACAUCACAAAAACAGCAAACUGCUGAUUCUCAAGAUGGCGUUUUGGCAGAAACGGUACCUCAUAUUAGCAGUGUUGGAGAUUUGAAACUGUCCCCUUCAGUGAUUGUAAUGAAAAUCAAGCCACCAAAAUUCAUUUCAGGGACCUCUUUGAAAAGUCCAUUUGAAGUCUUACAGAAGACCGAGGAUGGCAACGUCAUUGGCUCAGGCCAAAACCAUAUGAUCAGCUCUCACCAGUGGGAAGAACAAGAAAUAAUAUUUAAAAGGGUGUACAAGAAGUAUCUUGAUACAACUGAAUUGAAGAAAACAGAAGAUAAACCCUGCGAAUGUACAUUUAACUUUCUGCUACCUGGUGGGUUGUUGCCAAUGUUCGGGGAAAUGAAAGGCCAGACGGGUGUGCCUAUUGCUAUAAAUCUGUGGUGGAGUGGAAAUCAUAAUCUUUUAAAGUAUCUACUUGUUAGGCCUGCAAAAGACAAAAAUGACAAAACAGAGGUUGAGCCCAAACCUGAUGUUGUGUGGCCAAAUGCACGUCCGAUUCUCUGCUCAGCGGUCAGCAGGUGCACUAAGUAUAUAGCUCUUGGGCUCACCGAAGGCUUGCUGACUGUAUGGGAUGCAUAUUUAGGUCUCCCCUGCUCAGUGCUUUCAAUCCCUGGGGACAGUGAUAUCAGACAUGUGCAGUUUAUGGAACCCCACACUGUCAAUAAAGAUAAUGUCCCAUGCAGCACGUUCCAAGUGAACCCCAAAACUCAGGUCUUGGUGUCUUGCAAAGAUGGGGCAUCACAUGCAGUUGUAUCAGUAAGAGGCAGAGACACCACUAUUACAAGGUUAACUGAAAGGUCUGAAGAUCAAGGUUCCCUCCCCAGUGCAAUACAAUCCAUACCUUUUCAACCCAAUUUGGUCCUUUUCAUGUCCAGGGAUGGCACCAUAGCACUCAUUGACAGCACUGAUGGGACCCUCAUCUGUAAUUUGGUGCUUCCAGCUCCACAUGCCUUAGCUACUCCAUGGGACCCAGUCUUUCUGCUGGACCCAGAGAGACAGUCACUGUUCAUAAGAGGGGAUAAGAAACUGGCUCCUGAUGAAUUGUUGGAAGGGAAGGUAGCUGCUAGUUCACUUUUCAUUUUCAAUUUCAAUCAGUUUUCAUUCAUGGAGUCUUAUAGAGACAAGCAAACGAGCGUCCAGACUGCCAAGCAUCCCGGAACAUGGGAGGAGAGAUGUGAGCUAUACUUACAAGAAAGGCUGCAGUCUCUGGGGGACAGGAAUAAAGAAAUGAGAGAGUGCUGGAACCAGCUCCAGCAGCAUGCAGCUUCGGUCAGGCAGAGGCAAGAGAAACAGUUGAAUCGGACAGCAGUUACCCAAAGGUCUCAGAUUCGGUCAACAAGAUUGAAACAAGGAGACAAAGCAGGCAUCACUUCAGUGUGUGUGUAGUGUGCUCUGUAGUUCAGCAUGCGUGUCAAGGUUAUACAGCACCUGGUACCUGCAGGCUUCCACACUGAUGGGAGUUGUAAAUUAGUUACAGUAUUACACAUUUCUUUUCUUUGUGAGCACAUGU